UGGGUACCAUGAUGCAGCUUCUGACCGCUGCCUCUCGAUCACAACAAUCACCGAGAGGAAACAACGAAACACCAUCAUGUUUUGCGUCAGGUAAAUGGUGGAGAUUGGCAGAACUGCAAUAAAAUCCACUUUAAGCUGCUCUCGUGCCACACAACAAGGGGACAUCAGAGCCAUGGCCACCGUCCAUUCUGCUGUAACGUUUGCAGUGUGCAUCCUCGUGAUAGCAGAGCUGAUCCUCGCCAAGAAGGACUAUUAUGAUAUCCUGGGAGUGCCUAGGGAUGCUACUGAGAGACAGAUUAAAAAAGCUUUCCACAAGCUCGCAAUGAAGCAUCACCCAGAUAAGAACAAGAACCCGGACGCUGAAGUGAGGUUCAGAGAAAUUGCUGAAGCUUAUGAAACUUUAUCAGAUGAAACCAAAAGAAGAGAAUAUGACCAGUUUGGUGACACCUCUGCGUACUUCAGUGGGGAGACGCCAGGCAGACAUCGACAGGGUGCCCAUCAGCCUUUCAGCUUCAACUUUAAUGACAUUUUCAAAGACUUCGACAGCUCCAGCCAGAACAGGCAUGCUCGUCACCAGAGACACUUCAAUGAACACUCCAGGUCCCACAAGGAGACCAACGGCAGACACAAGAGACACUUUCAAAGGGGUUUUGGAGCAGGUGUCUUUGAUGACAUGUAUGACGACAUAGAGAGAAUGUUUACCUUUGAUAGACACGCCAAACAGACUGACAACAGGUUCCAUGGUGCAUCAAAGCAACACUGUAGAACAGUGACGCAGCGCAGAGGAAAUAUGGUAACCACAUACACAGACUGUACCGCAUCUUAAGAUGCAAUAUAACAUGACUUCUGACUCAACAUUACUGUUGUAUUGGGUAACAAGCCACUUGGCUCAAAUGCUGUGAAAUUUGAGCAGUGACGUUGAUAUCUGACAGUCGGGCACAGAAUGAUUUGAGCAGCGACACUCGGUUUACUUAGCUUAGGUCUGAAUUUACAUUGUUUUUUCAAACUAUUCUCUGUGUGUGCUUGUGGACUUGAACAUGAUUGUAGUAGGUUUUCACUUGUUGAAAUAAGCUGACAGGAAGUAUUUUGUCUGUAUUAUUUUGGGAAAAUAAAACAAGCACACUAAAUUUGGCACAGGGAUACCCAUGUGUCAGUUGACCACUAGUUCACUACUUCCACCCUGCUGUUUUGUUCAGUUUGUUUUACUUUCUUUUGUUACGGUUUUGCCAUUGUAGGUCUCAAAACACGACUGAAGGUGGAAACAAUAGCAACCGGUGGAGUUUUGCUUAUGGUUGUCAAAUGGGGAGCAAUGUCAACAAACGUCUGCAACCCUCCGCAUGUUGGCUUGUUUGUGCUAAUGCUACAUCUUGUUGAAAUAUGUAUGUGCUUUACAUUGCCAGUCAUGCUUUUUUGAAUGUCAUAUAAUGGAAAAAUGUGUUGUUACAUCUCCAUCAGGCAAUUGUAAAGUAGAGAAAUGCUUGUGACUCCCUAGCCUUUCAAUUAACACAAGUGUGAGGCCCAUAAUGUCCUGUAUUUCUUGUUGUUUGUGGUAUUUUAUGCACUUUGUCGUGACAAAUGACAUCUGGGUUGACGCCAUCUUUAAUACAAAGAAGUCACAACCAUUUCUGAAUCACACCUUUUCUAAUAUUUUCUAGAUGUGGAGAAUUUAAUCUGAAUUUACUAUUACAAUGCUUGAAAUGUAGCCAGAAAGUCUCAAAUAUAGUUAUUUAAGAACUUUUGAUUGGCGCAUCAAAACUUGCAAAGGACCAAUUUAGCUGUAAGCUGACUACUGAACUUACUACAGCUUUCAUAACUUCUAAUUGUACUAGUCACAAGAUUUAUUGUUUUUUGACUGAGCGUGCAAGGGUGUAAAAUACUGCAUUUUUUAAUUAACAUUAAGUGUAAGAAUACUGCAUUACUACAAUGCUGUAUAAGAGCAUACAAGCAUCAAUGUUUGAUUUACCUCAGUGUUGACUAGAAGACGAAGCUCCCAGAACAUUCUCUUUUAUGGGUUUAUUUUUCCAUAUCUGUUACAGUGACAUUCUCCUUUUACAUUUUAGUGUGCAAUAUUUAUUUCCUAUUCUGAUAGUGUUGUAAAUAUUCAAUGGCACUUUCAAUUUUGUAUAAAAUGUGUUUCGAGAUAUAAAAAGAAGAGACCAA
Messenger RNA from Anarrhichthys ocellatus (wolf-eel), 2160 nucleotides. It is a transcript of the gene dnajb9a, whose product is annotated as DnaJ heat shock protein family (Hsp40) member B9a. Gene Ontology annotation, biological process: ERAD pathway. Gene Ontology annotation, molecular function: misfolded protein binding; protein-folding chaperone binding. The transcript is spliced from 3 exons. Gene Ontology annotation, cellular component: endoplasmic reticulum. NCBI's taxonomy places the organism in Eukaryota, Metazoa, Chordata, Actinopteri, Perciformes, Anarhichadidae. Bases 95 to 826 code for a protein of 243 amino acids. The record is from RefSeq and is a predicted model, not a curated record.